UUAGUGCCGCCAUAUUUGUCAUAAAAGAAAACCGGGAACCCACGCGACAAACAAAACUUUUAAAAAUCUUAUUAAAAGAAAGGCCAAGGAGUCCAUUGAUCAAUAAUGGGAGAUAAGUUGGACUUAAGUUUAGAUGACAUAAUCAAACAGAACAAAAAGGGAGGGCGCGGAGGAGGUCGAGGCGGGGGACGCGGUGGCGGUGGAAGGUUCAACAAAAGCCCCCGCGGUGGUCGGGGUCGGGGAAACCGUGGAGGAGGAGGCCGAGGUGCCUUUAGAGGUGGCGUACAGAAGCGCAAUAGCACGGGGAGAUCUCAACAAUACAGUCGUCCCAAGGAAUUACCUGAUGUGUGGCAACAUGACAUGUUUGAUGGUGGUGCGGCCCCAGUCAAGCGAUUUGGAGGCGGUGGUGGUGGGAGUGGAGAUGGAAAACUACACAUCUCAAACCUGGACUUCGGAGUAAAUGACUCAGAUAUACAGGAGUUAUUUGCCGAAUUUGGUCCCCUAAAGAUGGCUGCAGUCCAUUACGACAAAUCUGGACGAUCUAUAGGAACAGCAGAGGUUGUAUUUGAAAGACGCCCCGAUGCCCAGAAGGCCAUGAAACAGUACAAUAAUGUUCCUUUAGAUGGUAGACCAAUGAAUAUACAACUAAUUGGUGCAACAGAAACAGUCACAAUGUCCAGCAGAAUAGGACGACGGGAGGGCGGAUCCAGAGGGGGUGGGGGAAGAUUUGGUGGCAACAGACAGCGAGGGGGUGGAGGAAACCGUGGUAGUAGGGGCGGACGAGGAAGGGGUGGGGGAGGCCGGGGAAGAGGAGGAGGGCGUGGUGGCAAGACGCAGAUGACCGCAGAGGAACUAGACGCAGAGCUGGAUGCUUAUAACUCAAAGAUGGAUACGGACUAAAGAAUAGGCAGCUAAUACUGGACAAAUCAGUCAUAUUGACCAAGAGACUCGAGCUUUAAUAAAGCUACUGGACAUGUAAAACUCCUCAGAACUAUACUUUUGUGAUCGUGAAUGCCGCGCAGUGUAACACAGACUAGGUACCUGUUCUCCUCGGAUACUUCUUGUUGGUAAAAUCCCAAGUCCAGUUAUCUAGAGGAGAAGGCCAGGCCAGGUGUGAAGCUGUUUUAAAGGAGUUCUGAUGUCUUAUGUUUUAUGUGUAUUUUUUUUAAAAUAGAUAGACAAUACUUUUGAAUAUUGACUUUUAUUUUGUGAAGUAGGUACCAGUGACAAGAUGUUAAUACAUACACCUGUGAUGGGUGUUAAAUCGAAGAGGCGAAAACUUAUUUUAUUUUCUAUAGGUUGAUUUUCAUAGUCGAAAACAUCUUGAUAAAUUUUCAUUUUAACAAAUUGUAUGAAAGUCUCUUAAGUAUUAGUGUUUUAUUUCUCAUUUUUGCCUCAUCUCUACAUCAUUGUCACAAUUAUAUGUUCACUGAAUUUGUGUAAAUAAAAUGAACAUGUAUAACAAAAA
Saccostrea cuccullata (small rock oyster) is the source of this 1468-nucleotide messenger RNA. RefSeq names its product THO complex subunit 4-like. Gene Ontology annotation, cellular component: nucleus. The record is from RefSeq and is a predicted model, not a curated record. Gene Ontology annotation, biological process: mRNA export from nucleus. Gene Ontology annotation, molecular function: mRNA binding. NCBI's taxonomy places the organism in Eukaryota, Metazoa, Mollusca, Bivalvia, Ostreida, Ostreidae. Bases 106 to 900 code for a protein of 264 amino acids. The transcript is spliced from 6 exons.